ACCUCGAACAGUUCGAGCUGAGAUUGCUCUGGUUCAAGACGUUGCUUGAUAAUACGAGUCGCAUUUUAUAUAGAGACGCGUGCAGCAUCUAGUAUAUAAAACAAAGCUGAAGCUUCGUUUAGUUCUAGCGCUUUGUUUAUAUAUUUAAAUCAUGAAAAUUAUGCUAUCUAACAAAACAUUGCACAAGCUUCUGCUGCUGCUGAUGCUGAUGCUCGCCUGCGUAUGGAGCCAUCCAUUAAACAAGCAGCCGGAAACUGAAGGGACUGUGGCGCAACGACCCGUAUUUCUCAUUCAAAACAAUGUGAACGCUGAGGACGCGAUGAACUAUCAAAUAACGAUACCAAAAGAAAUCACGCCCCAGGACCCAUGUCUGACGAUCAGUUGGAAAACCAACCCGGAUGGCAGUGGGCCGGGUGAACCCAGAAUUUAUUUGGUAGACGGCUACUUUAAGAUCAUGCCAGCCACGGCAAAUAGGCAACAAUAAUCAGUUGGUUAAGUUAUGCACCUAAACAUUUAAACAUAAAUAUUUCAUAUCUGAGAACCAAUUCACAUGGAUCGAUGGGCCUUAGGGUCUUCCCCCUCCGGACUCUUUAAGAUGCCAAGACUCGACUUUUUGAUAAGAUAAACGUCUGGAGGGGACUUCUCGACGGAAGUAGCCUCGGCUACGGCUUCUACUGAGUAUAUUGAUGAUGUUUUUCCAGAUAUCUAUCUUCGAUAUCGCAUCUCUAAUAAUACACAUUUUGAUCAAUCACAUUUUGAUCUAAUCCCCACACUUUCAUUUAAAUAAUUAUUUUCUUAAAAAAAGGUUUUUUAAC
Molecule: messenger RNA, 815 nt
Organism: Drosophila montana
Lineage: Eukaryota; Metazoa; Arthropoda; Insecta; Diptera; Drosophilidae
Exons: 2
Coding region: 152-484 (110 amino acids)
Source: RefSeq, a predicted model, not a curated record